UUCAAAUGGAACCUUAAACAAAAGGGAAAAACAAAAAAUUCCUACAACGGCUAUCUUUGGAACUUCGCCCAAACAAGAGACUCUCUAUAAUAGUGAUUCUUGAAGGAUCCUCUCUCAGUUCAAUUCCUCAGAAUAUAGAAUGGAGUCUUGUACGCCUCCUCCUUAUCACCGAUCGAACACUCGUGUCGGUGUCGGUGUCGAAGACCAAGAAGCACCCUUUCCAAAUAACCUCUCUCUUGAUUUGGUUCUUCUUCCAUCGUCUCCGAACCCAUCUCCUGUCUCUUCUCCGAUCCGCAAAUCCAGGACCCGUUUAGCCGAUCGACUCGAAAUGGCGGCUGAGCCUGCUGCUGCGGUGGUUCGCAAACGGGGCAAGGGGAAAGGAGGGCAAAAGGGUCUUUUAGUUUCUGCCAGGAAUCCCCGGAGAUCGAGGCGAAGGUCGGAGGCUGUUGAAGAGAUGGUCGAUGAUGACGUAAAGCCUAGAAAACGGAAGACCAACGGUCGCCCUAAGAAGGAUAAGCGAAGCUUGUUAGCUCCUCCUUGUUCGUCAAAUGCUUGUCAGAGUGAUUUGAAUCGGAUCGGAGAGAUUAUCACUGAUUUGGUUAUGUGGAGAGAUGCUGCCAAAUCGACCCUCUGGUUCGGUUUUGGGUGUCUGUCUUUCCUAUCUUCUUGCUUUGCCAAAGGAGUCAACUUUAGCGUUUUCUCGGUGGCUUCCAACCUAGGACUUGUGUUAGUCUGCUGGUCCUUCUUGUCAAACACUCUUUGUCAAAGGAAAAAUGAUGACACGAAGAGAGCGUUCCAUGUGAGUGAAGAUGAUGUCUUGCGCUUAUCUAGACGAGUGCUUCCCGCAGCCAACUUUUUUAUCUCGAAGGCUAGUGAGGUUUUUUCAGGAGAACCAUCAAUGACACUCAAAGUGACACCAUUUCUGCUACUUGGAGCUGAGUACGGCCAUCUCAUAACACUGUGGAGGCUAUCCGCAUUUGGUUUCUUCCUCAGCUUCACCAUCCCAAAGCUGUAUUCAUGUUACACCCAUCAGAUUAGCCAAAAAGUUGAAAGAGUGAAAACGAGAAUAGGUGAAGCAUGGGGAGUCUGCUCUCACAAGAAGAUCUUGGCCGCCUCUGCGGUCACAGCGUUUUGGAACUUGACAAGCAUAAGAACCCGAAUUUUUGCAAUUUUUAUCAUCCUGGUGAUAUUUCGGUAUAGGAGACAGAAUCUAGAGCUAAACCCCGAGGAAGACGAGCCUGUUGAGAAUGAGAAGCCAGAAGAAGAAACACUUCCACAGGAAGAAGAAGAAGAAACACUUCCACAGGAAGAAGAAGGAGAUUCAGUUCCACAGGAAGAAGAACAGAUACAGCCAUCAGAAGAGCGAGCUUUAGUGACGGUGGUUGCAGAAACUGAAGGAUCAAAGAAACUCUAGUGUUUUGUACUUUGUGUCUCAUUACAUUACAUUUAACAGAAAUGCAAAAUUAAAUGUCGAGUUGAUGUAAUAGAGAGAGAUAGA
Molecule: messenger RNA, 1498 nt
Organism: Camelina sativa (false flax)
Lineage: Eukaryota; Viridiplantae; Streptophyta; Magnoliopsida; Brassicales; Brassicaceae
Product: reticulon-like protein B17
Source: RefSeq, a predicted model, not a curated record